GGAUUAAUAAGAAUUUACUUCCGUCCAAGUCCACAGCUAUUCUACCAGGUUACACAUUACCCCUCUUAGGAAUGAAAAUUUCCACCUAGCAAGAGACCUUACUAUGUUGGCAGGGGCACUUUCUGGAGAUUCCAUUUCUUCAAUUUGGGCCAUGGCCUUAAUUUCGGAACAAGUCUUUUUCAUGCUCUAUCACUACAAUAGUUGCGCUAAUACUUCAGGUGCCCUAUGUGAAACCAAAGCCUCAUUUUUGCAGAAGCUCUUUCUAACUAGAGCCAAUAGCUCUUUUCCAAACCCACUCUCCUGCUUCUAUGUACAUACUCUAAGGGACGGUGUUUUGAACACGGUUGCGUCUUGGCUUCUGGUUAAACCUGUUACCCUUGUCAUUGGUUGGCCUCAUUCGAUCUUUUUUUUCCUUGGGGCCGGGUCUCUUUCAAGUUUUGUCUACCUAUUUAGCACACAAACGAGCAGGCUGAAACCUAAAACUACUAACGACUACGCAUGCGCAAGUAAUGGCGCCUUCGCUGGGAUUGCAACGCUCUCGUUGAUACUACCAAAGCGUUAUUCACCUCUUUUUGAACGCACACCCCUUGCAUUAAUUGGAGCAUUGUAUCUUAUAAAAUGCACUUACGAUGAGUAUAUCAAACCAAUGCAUCCUGAGACACACCAAGAGAGGAAUAUAAAUCUAAGGAAUCGGGGCUUUAUCGGGGGCGUUUUCUUUGCCCUUAUGUAUAGCUCGUUGUUUUUACAAACGAGAACGGACUUUAGUAUGCUUCGAAUCUUUUACAAGAAUAUUAAAAAACAGCAACAUUCUAGUUGAUUGUGUUAAUAACCACAAAUACUGGAGUGACAGGAGAAGAACUAACUGGAAGGUAACAUUAUCGUAAUAUGAAAA
Molecule: messenger RNA, 892 nt
Organism: Phytomonas sp. Hart1
Lineage: Eukaryota; Euglenozoa; Kinetoplastea; Trypanosomatida; Trypanosomatidae
Source: the annotation of a GenBank genome assembly